AUGGCCAUGUAUGAAUGUCCUACCUUCAAUGGAAAAUAUUUGCUGUUACGUUCAGAAGAAUUGAAAAUCAAAAGCAAUAGGAAAACCAGGAGUCAGAGGGAAACCAGGAGUCAGAGGAAAACCAGGAGUCAGAGGAAAACCAGGAGUCAGAGGGAAACCAGGAGUCAGAGGAAAACCAGGAGUGAGAGGAAAACCAGGAGUCAGACGGAAACCAGGAGUCAGAGGGAAACCAGGAGUCAGUGGGAAACCAGGAGUCAGUGGGAAACCAGGAGUCAGAGGAAAACCAGGAGUCAGAGGAAAACCAGGAGUCAGACGGAAACCAGGAGUCAGAGGGAAAUCAGGAGUCAGUGGGAAACCAGGAGUCAGAGGAAAACCAGGAGCCAGGGGAAAACCAGGAGCCAGGGGAAACACAAACUUGACGAAGCGACAAUUCAGUCCAUCAAACGCCAAGAAAAGAAAGAAAAAAAUGUCUACAAUCAAGAAAAGUGUAUGAUGGAGAAAAUCGAGAGUGAAUCCGAGCCUUCCCGAAAAAAAAAUCCCAAAACAGUGAUGAAAGCAAAGCAGAUAGAAAUGGACAAGUACUAA
Messenger RNA from Pecten maximus, 585 nucleotides. RefSeq names its product serine/arginine-rich splicing factor 4-like. The transcript is spliced from 2 exons. The coding region runs from base 1 to 585 and encodes 194 amino acids. Lineage: Eukaryota; Metazoa; Mollusca; Bivalvia; Pectinida; Pectinidae. The record is from RefSeq and is a predicted model, not a curated record.